This is a messenger RNA of Recurvomyces mirabilis, 1464 nucleotides long. RefSeq lists its product as uncharacterized. Gene Ontology annotation, molecular function: protein binding. The transcript has 2 exons. The coding region runs from base 1 to 1464 and encodes 487 amino acids. The record is from RefSeq and is a predicted model, not a curated record. NCBI's taxonomy places the organism in Eukaryota, Fungi, Ascomycota, Dothideomycetes, Mycosphaerellales, Teratosphaeriaceae.
AUGUCGGAGAUCGAAGCCUACGUCGCUGAGCACAUCAGAUUUGACAAGGAUAAGCCGUUCCAUCGUGUGCUGGCAGAUAUCUUCAACAGCAGAGGCAUCUGGCCACAGCCAGUUGAUCGUGAUCCCGAGCUGGAUGCCGUCGGUACAAUCUGGACAUACAAUCAGCCCACCGACGUUGCACCUUUCGCUGGAGAAGAGCGUUGGACGACUGGCUUUGGUCAUGCUUAUAGACUGGCGCGAUGCAUUCUUGAGCUACAUCUUCAGCACCACGCACCUGACUUCGUGGACAGUCGAAUCGACAUCAUGGACCGUACGGCUUCCAUCCACGAGAUGGCUCGGAAUGACUACGGUCUUCGUGAGGGGUAUUUCGCAAAGGUGUACAACGAAAUUACCACCAAAGCAUCCAGAAGAAAAGCGAUCCCUGGCAGCCCUCUCCCCGCGCCUCUACAUUACCGUUGUAUGCCUCACCGACCGCGGCCUCGGCCCUUCCCCUACACUGAACCGAUGAGACGUUUUCGUGAUGUGCCUGUCUGGCCACUCUCGGUACUUAUCCAGACCGGUUCGCUCCGGGGCCUGGACGAAUGGUUGAUGCGUGCCUCCUUUUCAGUCUCUAUCACGAUAAUCAUGGCGCCUCAUCAAUGCUCAAAGGUAACCAAGACCAGAUUUGAGAGUCUUCCACCAGAGCUAGUCACCAAUAUCCUUGCCCAUUUGCCAACAAAAGAAGUCCUGAGAGCGCGCAACAUAUCGAGGCACUUCCGAAAUCUCCUCCACAAUUGGGACAACGAGAAAGCGAUCGCACUCACCAUUACAAGGCGUAGCCACACCAGGAUUCGAAAGUUCAUAGACUCCACCCUACUAUUUCCCAAAAGCAGACCUUUCCAUCUCGCUUUUGCGACCUUUCUGGUCCACCGUGGAAUCCACCAGAAUCACCCUGAUCGCUUCGUGGACAUCACCGCCUUUGUGCAUCUUUGGCUGUACGUGCAUCAUGGUCCCAUCUCACCCGAUCUCGGACCAGAAGAGAAAUCUUUUAGGACAUCUGGUCUUUCCGUUAGCCUCAUCAUCUUUGCAAUGGCAAUCAUCGAUGUUUGGAGCCUCCAGCACCACCCGGAGUUCCCGACCGACCAGCCCAAAGCAGUGCAAUCCCGGGCUGCGUUCGUGGAUGCCGCAUUGAGGAGAUCAUCACAGUCGAGGGUGAUAUCGAGAAUAUAUGGGUGGGAUGAAGGCUACCUUGGCAAGGUUUGGGAUGAGCUGACAGCUCCUAUACCGCCGUUCCUGGAGAGUGCAGAGGCUGCCAAAUCUAGCGUUCAGGGCGGCGACAGGCAUGUCAGAGGAAGCAACAGCAGCGUCGCGAGAGAAGCUGAAGAAAUCUGGAAUGUGUCAGUUGCCACGAUCCCCCCAAUCGACCCUUGCCAGACCACUCCCACGGCAAUCCAAAAUACCGCGUCGAGCCCCUUCGGUCAUUGA